This is a messenger RNA of Callorhinus ursinus (northern fur seal), 3001 nucleotides long. It is a transcript of the gene GLUL, whose product is annotated as glutamate-ammonia ligase. Gene Ontology annotation, cellular component: cytoplasm. NCBI's taxonomy places the organism in Eukaryota, Metazoa, Chordata, Mammalia, Carnivora, Otariidae. Gene Ontology annotation, molecular function: glutamine synthetase activity. The record is from RefSeq and is a predicted model, not a curated record.
GGGGCUCCGAGCAGCCCCGCAGAGCCGAGAAUGGGAGAAGAGUGGAGCCUGUGAGCCGCAGCACACCGGCCUACUCUCCUCGCCUCACCUCGCUCUCGAGGCCUGCCCGCCCUGCCGCUUGUUCGCCGCCCAGAAAGCUCCGGUGCAUGGACCAGCGAGAGCCAGAGAACCAGGAGAGGCGCGAACGCACCUCCAAAAGGAGAAGGGCCAGGGAGGGCUACCCCAACGAUCCGAUUGACCUUCUGUGGCUGGGAACACCGUCCACCAUGGCCACCUCCGCGAGCUCCCACCUGAACAAAGGCAUCAAGCAGUUGUACAUGUCCCUGCCUCAGGGUGAGAAAGUGCAAGCUAUGUAUAUUUGGAUUGACGGGACUGGAGAAGGAUUACGUUGCAAGACCCGGACCUUGGACAGUGAGCCCAAGUGUAUAGAAGAGUUGCCUGAGUGGAAUUUUGAUGGCUCUAGUACCUUUCAGUCUGAAGGCUCCAACAGUGACAUGUAUCUUGUUCCUGCUGCCAUGUUUCGGGACCCUUUCCGCAAGGACCCCAACAAGCUGGUGUUCUGUGAAGUCUUCAAGUACAACCGGAAGCCUGCAGAGACCAAUUUGAGGCAUACCUGUAAACGGAUAAUGGACAUGGUGAGCAAUCAGCAUCCUUGGUUCGGAAUGGAGCAGGAAUAUACUCUCAUGGGCACAGAUGGGCACCCUUUUGGUUGGCCUUCCAAUGGCUUCCCUGGGCCCCAAGGUCCAUACUACUGUGGCGUGGGGGCUGACAAAGCCUAUGGCAGGGAUAUUGUGGAGGCUCACUACCGGGCCUGCUUGUACGCCGGCAUCAAGAUUGCUGGGACAAAUGCUGAGGUCAUGCCUGCCCAGUGGGAAUUCCAGAUAGGACCCUGUGAAGGAAUCGACAUGGGAGAUCAUCUCUGGGUGGCCCGUUUCAUCUUGCAUCGUGUGUGUGAAGACUUUGGAGUGAUAGCAACCUUUGACCCUAAGCCCAUUCCUGGGAACUGGAAUGGUGCAGGCUGCCACACUAACUUCAGCACCAAGGCCAUGCGAGAGGAGAAUGGUCUGAAGUACAUUGAGGAGUCCAUCGAGAAACUGAGCAAGCGGCACCACUACCACAUCCGAGCCUACGAUCCCAAGGGGGGUCUGGAUAACGCCCGGCGCCUAACUGGAUUCCAUGAAACAUCCAACAUCAACGACUUUUCUGCCGGCGUGGCCAACCGUGGUGCUAGCAUCCGCAUUCCCCGGACUGUCGGCCAGGAGAAGAAGGGUUACUUUGAAGACCGUCGCCCCUCUGCCAACUGUGACCCCUUUUCAGUGACAGAAGCCCUCAUCCGCACAUGUCUUCUCAACGAAACCGGCGAUGAACCCUUCCAGUACAAAAACUAAGUGGACUAGACUUGCAGCCAUCAAACCCCUCCUAAUUCUCCAUCUUGCCUCCACGUUUGCCCCUCUCUUGACUGUCCUAAUAGCUGUAACUCAAAGGGCGGAAUAUCAAGGUCUUUUUUUUAUUCCUCAUGCCCAGGUUAAUAUCUCUUUGCUUUCUUUGGCCAGGAUAGAGGGAUCAGGUUCUUAAUCUUUUUACAACCCGCCCCCCCCUUUUUUUCCCCUGUCACUGAGGCUGUCUAGUAAGUUAGUGGAGAGGGGGUGGGGAGACAUAACCACUGUUUCCAUUUAAUCAGGUGUGUUUGUCCAAUAGGCGUAGCUAUCCGGACAGAGCGUAGUGUUUGUGAAGGGAGGGGGAGGGCUCUUUCUUCGAGGUAGCUGAGUGUUGGGGGACGGGGGGUUACUUACUCUGGGGUUAGGUUAGGAUUUCCCCCUCUUGGUAGGAAGUUCCGCUUUGUGUAAGGUUAUAACCAACUUUUUAUUAAAAGUGAGACUUAGGAGAGAACCAGGCAGGAGAAUGCACCUCUGUCCUGGUACAGUGCUCCCCUUAGCUGGGGCGAGAUGGCCCUUCCCUGAAGACAAGCUCAGCAGAAGGAUGGAUUGACCUUCCUUAGAAGAAAAAGUUCUUACUGCUUGGUCCUCCAUUUAUAACACAGCAGAGUAGUAUUUUUAUAUUUAAAUGUAAAAACAAAAAAAAUUAUAUAUAUGGGCGUGCAGAUAUGUGUGGUUUUUUUUUUUUUUUUUUCCUAAAGGAGGAGGAACAUUCUGGGUCACUGGGAGCCAAAUUCGAGGUGAACAGUCUGGUUGGAAAGAAGGAUCUCCUAUUGAGUGGGGGUGAGGGAGGCAGUGCUUACAAAGCUGGCUGUCUGGGGCUCUGCUGGUACCUCGCUGCCACUGUAGGGUCCGCUGUGCUCUGCGCACUCUUCCGGGGCGGGGGGGAGGGGGGAUGGACACCAGUCAGGUAACAGGUGGAAGCACGUUGUGGAAGGAGCAGUCGCCAGAGCCCCGUGGCUUUGGUUUAAUAAAAGACACACACGUCCACACAGGUUUAGAAAUAAGAGUUGGCUGGUCAACUUGAGCAUGUUACUGACAAGGGGGGUUAUUGGGAUUAUUUUCUGGUGGGACUAGCAUGUCACUAAAGCAGGCCUUUUGGUAUAUUAAAAUUUUUUAAAAAGCAAAACCAGAAGUUUAGAUUUUAAUCCUGUUCGUAGGGUUUCUGAGCCUUUGUUUCUACAGAACCGCUUGUUUGCUUCAACUGUCUCCUUCUCAUGUCCGCUCUGUGAGGAGGUGGGGACAGCCCUGGAGUCAGAACACCUGUCAUUUUGUAUCCUGGUGUCUAUUCUCUGAGUGUGAGAUUCUCCUUUCCUUUGUUAAGAUUCCUGAGGAGUUACUUUUUCUUUUAUAAUAAAAAGCAAACCCCACCUUCGUCCCUACAUUUUCCCUCCUGUGUCUGGCUGUUUUCGUGUUCACGUUGGCUGCAGCAGGCCAGCCGUGGCUUUCUCUUGCCAUGACGACUUCUAAUUGCCAUGUACAGUAUGUUCAGCGUUAGGUAGCUCCCAUUGUAAACAGACUGUUUUAACUGCCCAGCGCAGCACUUAUAAAUCAACCUAACAUAA